AUGAUCCCUCUGCGGCCAUCCCUUCUCAGGAGGCCUCGAGAGGCUCUUGUAUGCUCACAAUGUCUUGUAAGGUCUCGUCCUGUGCGACACGACGCCAUUCGCGGGUUCCUAUCGUCCUCGAAACGGAGGACCGGCACCGCGAAUAGCCAGUCCCCUUCGGUAUUGCACGAAACAUAUUUCUCGGCCAAUCGAUUAUACGACCGAUCAAACAGCAAAGGUGGACUGCUAUCUUCACUUGCAUCUUCCAAUGCGAAGAGCAAUUCAACAGCUUCUUCCCCUCCGACUGAUCCUACCGCAACUGGACUCGAUUCAUCCGCAACACCCUCCGCGGCAAUUGCACCGCAAGCAACUCCAGAAGAACUCCCACAUCGACGACGGAAACGUUUGAAGGAACAAAACAAUGCCUCAAGCAAGGCAGACGGCUGUCUCCCGCUGGAUGCCUCCGCGCAAUUGUCAAACUUCUCCUCCGCCCUCCCCACCACCUCCCUCCGCCGCAAAUUAGCCGCAUAUCUCGCUCUGACGAAACCUCGACUCUCCUUCCUGAUAGUCCUCACCACCACCUCGGCAUACGGAAUGUACCCUAUCUCGUCCCUGCUCACUCUCGACCCAGCCAUGACCCCACUCCCCACCCUUUCGACCUCGACCCUGACAUUCAUCUACCUGACAGCGGGUACAUUCCUCUCCUGCUGCAGUGCCAAUACCUUGAACAUGAUGUUCGAACCGAAGUACGACGCACUCAUGUCACGGACCCGCAAUCGCCCUCUGGUGCGCGGACUCGUCUCGCGCCGGGGAGCUCUGCUCUUCGCGAUCGGCACAGCCGUCACAGGUCUCUCGCUCCUUUACAUCGGAACAAACCCGACGACAACCGCCCUGUCCGCCGCAAACAUCUUCCUCUACGCCUUUGUAUAUACACCUCUGAAGCGAAUCCACGUAAUCAACACCUGGGUCGGCGCGGUGGUCGGCGGAAUCCCGCCGCUAAUGGGCUGGGUGGCGGCCGCCGGCCAGAUCGCGACAAUCGGCCACGACACAUGGCGUGACAUGCUCUUCAGCGAAAACAGCAUCGGCGGAUGGCUGCUAGGUGGCAUCUUGUUCGCCUGGCAAUUCCCGCACUUCAACGCCCUGUCCCAUCUCAUCCGUGACGAGUACAAGGCGGCCGGGUACAGGAUGCUGUGCUGGGUGAACCCGGCCCGCAAUGGCCGCGUUGCCCUGCGCUAUGCUGUCCUCAUGUUCCCCUUGUCUUUUGGGCUCUGGUGGGUCAAUGUCGUCGGACACGGGUUCCUCGUCGGUAGUACUGUCGCCAACGGCUGGCUGGUCCGCGAGGCGUACCGCUUCUGGCAGCACCAGGGCGCGAACGGCACUGCGCGCGGCCUGUUCUGGGCUAGUAUUUGGCAGCUGCCUAUCUUGCUUGUUGGUGGACUUGUUACGAAGAAGGGUCUUUGGGAUGGUGUUUGGAGGAAUCUCUUCGGUCAUCCUGAGGAUGAGGAGGAUGAUUUCUUGUACUACGAAGAUGAGGAAGAGGAGGGUGAGACGGCUAAGCCUGCGGAGACUACUACUACACGUCCGACAUCUCGGACGAGUGUUUUGUCCACUGUGUGA
Messenger RNA from Penicillium bovifimosum, 1596 nucleotides. RefSeq names its product protoheme IX farnesyltransferase (gene cox10). Gene Ontology annotation, biological process: heme biosynthetic process. Lineage: Eukaryota; Fungi; Ascomycota; Eurotiomycetes; Eurotiales; Aspergillaceae. The coding region runs from base 1 to 1596 and encodes 531 amino acids. Gene Ontology annotation, cellular component: mitochondrial membrane; mitochondrion. The record is from RefSeq and is a predicted model, not a curated record. The transcript has a single exon. Gene Ontology annotation, molecular function: protoheme IX farnesyltransferase activity.